Molecule: messenger RNA, 2245 nt
Organism: Mizuhopecten yessoensis (Yesso scallop)
Lineage: Eukaryota; Metazoa; Mollusca; Bivalvia; Pectinida; Pectinidae
Exons: 6
Coding region: 351-2147 (598 amino acids)
Biological process (GO): regulation of transcription by RNA polymerase II
Cellular component (GO): nucleus
Molecular function (GO): RNA polymerase II transcription regulatory region sequence-specific DNA binding; DNA-binding transcription factor activity, RNA polymerase II-specific
Source: RefSeq, a predicted model, not a curated record
UUUCGGUAUUUACAAUGUAGUGUACCUGUACAUUUCAACACGUCGAACUCCAUAACGCACUAUACCAUAUGAUGGAAGUUUAGCUUCCUGUCAUACAGAUUUGUUUAUUUCCAUUUCUAUUCUGCUUUCGCUUUCGAUUAUAAGAAAAAGAAGUAUUCCGAGAAAGGUUGAGAUCACGUGGGUAAAACCCCACCUACACAUACGUAUACGCGUCUCUACAUUAUUUACACAGCACGCUGUGACAGCCAUACCAGAUAACGCUUGUACAUGUUUAGUCCUGCUUUAUACGUAUCCAGGAUCGAUACAGAUUGUCUGGUGAUUUACAGUUGAGCUAAGUGGAUGCAGUCAAUAUGCCAUUUAGAUGUGAUGUAUGUGGGCAGAACGAUUUUAAAUCUGAAGCCGGAAUGAAAGGCCACAAGACUAAAAUGCACAGCAAAAACAAAGAAUUCCCAGCUCAUGGAGGAAUACCCGAGGGCAAAUUCACAUGUGAGAUAUGUGGGAAGAACGAUUUCAAGUCUGAAUCCAGUAUGAAAGGCCACAAAACUAAAAUGCACAGCAAAGACAAAGGUUUCCAAGCUCAAGAAAGAGAAAUACCCGAGGACAAAUUCACAUGUGAGAUAUGUGGGAAGAACGAUUUUAAGUCUGAAGCCAGUAUGAAAGGCCACAAGAUAAAAUUUCACAGCAAUGACAAAGGAUUCCCAGCUCAUGGAGGAAUACCCGAGGGCAAAUUCACAUGUGAGAUCUGUGGGAAGAACGAUUUCAAGUCUGAAUCCAGUAUGAAAGGCCACAAAACGAAAAUGCACAGCAAUGACAAAGGAAUUCCAUCUCAAGGAGGAGAAAUACCCGAUGGCAAAUUCACAUGUGAUGUAUGUGGGAAGAACGAUUUCAAGUCUGAAUCCAGUAUGAGAGGCCACAAAACCAAAAUGCACAGCAAAGACAAAGGUUUCCAAGCUCAAGAAAGAGAAAUACCCGAGGACAAAUUCACAUGUGAGAUAUGUGGGAAGAACGAUUUCAAGUCUGAAGCAAGUAUGAAAGGCCACAAGAUAAAAUUUCACAGCAAUGACAAAGGAUUCCCAGCUCCAGGAGUAAUACCCGAGGGCAAAUUCACAUGUGAGAUAUGUGGGAAGACCGGUUUUAAAUCUGAAGCUAGGAUGAAAGGCCACAAGACUGAAAUGCACAGCAAUGACAAAGUACCACAAGGUCAAGAAGUAAAUUCCGUUUGUGAAUUUACAUGCAACGUUUGUGGGCAGAAUAACUUUGCGACUGCAGCCAGUAUGAAAGGACACAAGACUAGAGUCCAUGGAAAAGAGAUCGUAAAGCAGGCAGCAAUACCAUGUAAAGAAGUGAUGAAAGAAAACUGCAUAAAGGUGAAGAAUGAGAGUCCAACGGCAUCAGGAUCACUUUGUGAGGCAACCCCGUCGUCGGUAUCCUACAUAAACCCUCACAUAAUCAGCAAUGAUGAUCAGCAAACAAAAGUAUCUUCGCCAGCUCCCCGCCUCAAUAAUCCUGGGGGGUAUUUAUCGCAGCGUAUGGAGGGCGCACAACUGCGUCUUAUCGACAUCAACAUUGCUGCUGGUAUCGUGAGGGACUUUAUUGAAGGCGACCGUGGUGUCAGGAAAAAAUUAAAUGAUAAUGGUGGUGGUUUCCGGUGGGAUAUUCUUACAUCCGGAUCAUACUAUGAUAAAACAAAGAAUAUGAGCCCCGACGAAUUCGAUUUCAUGAUUUCGCCUAUGAAUCUUGAUGCUUAUAUGAAAUGGGACAAGGCUAUGCCGAAAGGAUUUUGCAAAAUUGGUCUUACAAGAACGAAUCGAAGUGAACUGAUGACAGGAGGUUACCUGGAUCCUGUAAAGUUCAAAGACAUGGCGUUCAAACUAUUUGGUGAUGCAGCCACACGUAGGAACGUAAAAAGGAAGAAGAAGGAUAUGGAUAGUCCCGCCUAUACAAUAUUGUACAACCCAGGGGCCGGUCUGCCAGACAUCGACAUCGAUCUAGUCCCUAGUAUUGAAAUCAAAGCAUGGCCUAAACCUGUGUGUUGUAGACAGGUGGCUCCAACAUGGGUCAGGGAUGACGACUUCUGGAAGAAAUGUAAAGAAAGAUACCAUGUUGUGGCGAAAUCGUGUCCAGAAACUGGUAGGUGUCAACUUUAGCAAGUCAUUGGGAAGGCCCAGUUGAAAAUAGUGUGAAUUUGAACUAAAAAUUGACCAAAUAAACAGGGCAACAUAUCAAUAAGCAAAGAUUGGCUCAU